CGUAGAUGACACCUGGCUCGCCCUUGUCUGUAGCAAUCGCUUCAGAGGCGUGACGGCCUUUCCCAUUGAGACAUUGUCCUGUCGAAGGGACCACAUGAGAGGACAUGCGCUGGUUCUCCGCCGCUCUUCAAGUGCUGUCCAUAGCCGCCCUGCCAACGCUUCCUAGUGGCAGUGGAGAGGCGAAUAUAACCCCACCGCCGCCGACGACAACAACACCGGCUCCUCGGGCGGACUUGGUAUACUUUGACGUCGACACCUCACGCGCUGUUUUCAAUCUAGCAUCCCACGAGCUUACGAGUCCUCUGGUAUUCGACGUGCAACUCCACCAAGUUGAGGACCCUCUUACCAGCAACCUCACAAUCAACGGUCAACAGCUUAGCGUGGACGUGCUCGACCUCCUCAACGACGAUCUUGAAAGUGACCAACCAGGAAAAGACCCAAUCCAAUCUCCACCUCGCUUGAACAUAAACCUCGCCAUUACAGACCGGUCUGGUGCCAGUCAGUUUAUCAACGUAGCCGUGGUCGGAUUUGCCAGCUUGAGACCUCAAGCAACCUACGACCACAUCCAGGCUGAGCCUGAACAUCACCUUCGCAUCGACAUCACCGCAGUAGAUCAUCCUUCUGAUUCCUGGGGAUUUGAACUCCAGUCCCGUCCACUCCUCCCCGGCGGCGGUCUCUUCAAAUUUAUUCAGCUCAGUUCGGGCGACCAAGACCCAGUGGAGUCCAUGUACCACUCUCACUCCAUCCUGGAUCCGACUCCUCUUGCCCAUCUAAGUGAUCUUCCAAAAUCUGUUCAUGAUGACUACAACGUUGCAGAUGAGAUUGAGUCUCUCAUCCUCCUCGAGGCAGAGGCCGGCCACUUGGACACGGAGAUCGCCGCACGGAAACAAGCUAUUGCGAAAUGCCUCAAGAACCACCGCGAUCAGGUCACAUUGAAGCAUCUCCUUCGCGAGUGUGAUGGCCUCACCUGCGCCGCCAAAGUCGUCGCUCAAAGGAUCUGCGAUAAUAUUGGCAUCCUCACCGAGCCGGCUUUUCAAUACACUCAAGUCGAAGCCCAUUCCUCUCCUCAACAAAAGCUCAUUCACUUCGACGACGACGACGACAGCUCCACCGACUCCAGCGAAGAGACUCUCCCGACCACCCAUACCGCGGCAAACUCCAAGACCCUGCAAUCUUCAACUCACCACCUCUCCGCCUUCUCACGCACCGCUCCAACGAUCAUCGUAACUCCACAAUCCCUCCUCCUCAAAGUCCUCGCACUCCUCGCCUCGGCACUCGGCCUCGCCGCUCUCGUCUCCUAUCUCCGCUUCAAGUUCCAAUCUCCUCGCACGCAAGUCGACCGCCUCGCCGCAAAGGAAGAACGACGAACAGCUCGCGCUUACCGUCGCGCCGCUCGGAGAGCAGAAAUGCGCCGACGGUGGGGCAAUUUCCUGGAUGCACUCAACUGCUGUAAAGCGGGACGAGGGAAAGGAACGACUUACGCCGACUUUCAUGAUAGUGGACGGAGGAUGGAGAAUUACGACGAAAAGCGACGGUUGAUUCUGCAAGACGCUUUCCUUGAACAGGAUAUGAGUACCCACGCGAAGGGCGAAGUCAUGGAAGCUGAGAUCCGAGAACUCCGCCACGCAAAUCAGAUCGUCUCCGCGCUCGUGCACAACGCUCCAGUACGUGGUCCAACUCGAGCGCACGUUCCCCAGGGCGCUGUGGCGGGCUGGGUCGGCGACGCCGAGACGGGAUGGGUACAGACGCCGAUGGCGACAGGGCGAUCAAGGGCGAGUACAGAGGGUACAUUGCCGAGUUAUUCGAGCGAAGUACUACCCGACUAUCGCUCACGGUAUACUCGCACGACAGCCGCUUCGAGCUCAGUCCGCAGCGACUCGGUCAUCGCAGCAAGCUCGACGCCGUCAUCUGUAUUCGGGCUGGAGCCGAGCGCAGAAGGAGAAGAGGCCAGCGCAUCAAGGAGUGGCGCUGGCACCAAUACAGCUGGCUCUGGCACCGGCUCCGGCACAGGAAGCGGAAGCGGAACCCAAACAAGAAGCCAAUCACCCAUGAGCGGAACCAGCGGCCGCACUCAAACCAGCGGAUUCACGGCUUUGAGCAGCGUGGUGGAUGUGGAGAGCGGUUAUCGAGCGAGCGGAGAGACGAUGAGGACGAUUGCUAUGAGGUUUGAAUAA
Zymoseptoria tritici IPO323 is the source of this 2174-nucleotide messenger RNA. RefSeq names its product Ca2+-modulated nonselective cation channel polycystin. The coding region runs from base 105 to 2174 and encodes 689 amino acids. The record is from RefSeq and is a predicted model, not a curated record. The transcript is spliced from 3 exons. Lineage: Eukaryota; Fungi; Ascomycota; Dothideomycetes; Mycosphaerellales; Mycosphaerellaceae.